Emys orbicularis (European pond turtle) is the source of this 1236-nucleotide messenger RNA. It is a transcript of the gene SLC35G2, whose product is annotated as solute carrier family 35 member G2. Gene Ontology annotation, cellular component: plasma membrane. The transcript has a single exon. The coding region runs from base 1 to 1236 and encodes 411 amino acids. The record is from RefSeq and is a predicted model, not a curated record. NCBI's taxonomy places the organism in Eukaryota, Metazoa, Chordata, Testudines, Emydidae.
AUGGAUACUUCUUCCAAACAGUGUCCGGUCAAAAAACGAGUGAAAAUCCAUCCCAACACAGUGACAGUGAAAUAUACAUCACAUUAUCCCCAACCUGGAGAAGAGGGCUCUGAUGAAACCAGUGAAGAUAUCGGAAGCUUUAUGGAGGACAAUCCAAAGAAAAGGUUGCUGAGUGACAGAAAAAGGAAAGGAAGAGCCUUCUUUGGGACUAUGGAUAUCCAACCUCAGCCAGCCCAAGAGACAAAAGCCAGUGAGACUGGACAACGCCAGAAUUUUACAGAAGGAAGCAUAUUUCAGUCCAGAAAGACUUGGGUAGUGCUGUUUGCCUCUGCCUUGGCUCAUGGGUGUGUGGCUCUGAUAACUAGACUUGUUUCUGAUCGUUCCAAAGUGCCAUCUCUGGAACUAAUUUUCAUUCGUUCAGUCAUACAGGUGUUGUCUGUCAUUGUUGUGUGUUACUACCACGAGGACCCCUUUGGACCAAAAGGAUACAGACUGCAGCUCUUCUUCUAUGGUGUCUGCAAUGUUAUCUCCAUUACCUGUGCUUACACCUCCUUCUCUAUAGUACCUCCAAGCAAUGGGACCAUUAUGUGGAGAGCAACCACCACUGUCUUUAGUGCCAUUUUGGCUUUUUUACUAAUAGAUGAACGAAUGGCUUAUAUAGACAUAAUGACAGUAGUUAGUAGUGUCUUUGGUGUUUGCCUGGUCAUGUUCCCUAACAUUGUUAAUGAAGAAAACUCUUUGUUCAGUGUCUGGAAAGAAGCCUUUGGCUACACCAUGACAGUUAUGGCAGGCUUAACUACAGCUCUUUCCAUGAUAGUCUACAAGUCAAUCAAAGAUAGGGUCAGUAUGUGGACUGCACUGUUUACUUUUGGUUGGACUGGAACUGUGUGGGGAGCCUCCACCAUGUUUUUUCUUCAAGAGCCAAUUAUCCCACUGGAUGGAGAAACCUGGAGCUAUCUCAUUGCCAUCUGCAUAUGUUCUACUGUGGCUUUCCUGGGUGUCUAUUAUGCCUUGAAUAAAUUUCACCCAGCUCUGGUCAGCACAGUGCAACAUUUAGAGAUUGUGAUAGCCAUGAUUCUGCAGCUCGCAGUGCUACGCAUCUUUCCCAGCAUUUAUGACCUCAUUGGAGGGGCCAUUAUUAUGAUUAGUGUUGUUUUUCUUGCAUGUUAUAAGCUGUCCUGGAAGAAUUUAGGAAGGAAAGAUUAUCAGGAGAUACUGGAUUCUUCCAUUAAAUGA